AUGGAAGGCAUCCAAAACUACACCACACAGGCGGUGUUUACUGAUGGCGGGAAGCUCCGUCUUGAUAUGUUCAAUCCUAAUGGCGAAUACAUGAGCCCUAGGGUGUACCUAUUGGCUGAAGGCGAAGAAAAGUACGAGAUGCUGCAGCUGAACGGCAAUGAGUUCUCAUUUGACGUCGACAUGUCGCAAUUGCCAUGUGGCACUAACAGCGCCUUAUACCUCAGUGAGAUGGACGUCAAUGGCGGACGCUCAGACCUCAACCCUGCGGGUGCUGCCUUUGGCACAGGAUACUGCGAUGCUCAGUGCGGUGUCAAACCAUUCAUAAAUGGUGAAGCCAAUGUCAACAACGAAGGCGCAUGCUGCAACGAAAUGGACAUUUGGGAGGCAAACAAUCGCGCGAACCAGAUUGCGCCUCAUGUAUGCGCCAAGGAAGGAAUCUUUAGAUGUACUGGCGACGAUUGUAGCGUGACUGGUGUUUGCGGCAAGACGGGCUGCGGAGACAACGCUUACAACUUCCGGAAUUCCAAGGACUUCUACGGCCCUGGUCUGAAGGUUGACACGACUCGACCUUUCACCGUCGUUACUCAGUUUCCAGCCAAAUACGGCGUGCUCCAGGCCAUCGUGCGAAAAUACGUCCAGGACGGUGUGGUUAUCGAAAACGCUAUGCAGAACGUCACCAUGGACCAGGUUUGGUGCUCAGCUCAGCCUCGCGCCAGAGAAUACAAUAAGUUUGGCGGCCACAAAACCAUGGGCGACGCUCUAGAGCGUGGUAUGGUCCUUGUAUUCAGUCUCUGGUGGGAUAAAAGCGGUGGCAUGGCCUGGCUCGAUGGUGCGCCAAAUGGUCCUUGCAAUGCCACCGAGGGCUUCCCUGAUGCAAUUCAGCAGAAGGUGAAGAAUCCCACAGUCACUUUUAGCCAGGUCAAAUGGGGUGAAAUUGGGUCUACGUUCGGAGGAUCAGACUAG
Parastagonospora nodorum SN15 is the source of this 963-nucleotide messenger RNA. RefSeq lists its product as hypothetical. NCBI's taxonomy places the organism in Eukaryota, Fungi, Ascomycota, Dothideomycetes, Pleosporales, Phaeosphaeriaceae. Gene Ontology annotation, molecular function: hydrolase activity, hydrolyzing O-glycosyl compounds. The transcript has 2 exons. Gene Ontology annotation, biological process: carbohydrate metabolic process. The coding region runs from base 1 to 963 and encodes 320 amino acids. The record is from RefSeq and is a predicted model, not a curated record.